CGGACUUCCAUCGACGUCCAUCGAUAGCGACACCACGACGAGUGGCGAGGCAUGUGUCAGCUGCUUUCCCGCCGGCAAUCCCAUUUCCCGAUCCACCGUGUCUUACAUUACCAUGAUCGAAAUCGAACAUAGCAACACACAUUAGCUGGACCAUGUACCAGACGUUCACGGGAUCAGCACGCCGCCGCCCGCAAGUCAACCUUUCUGGACGAGGGACCAAUCCCUUCGCCAAAGCGAAUGGCACUGGAGGUGGUGCACAGGCUGCCGUAGCCUCUGCACAACAGGAUCGAGCAAAUCGCGCCUUACAGCGAGAGCGAGUGCAGGCGUCGUCUCGCAUCCAGCGCACUUGGCGGGGCUGUCAGGCUCGGAGGCGGACUUUUAAAAUAUGGCGGGCAGUGUGGGACGAACAAGAGGACAAGGCGGAUGGACCAUAUGCUUCCGAGGAAGAAUCGCUGCAACAACUUCGUCGAUUGAUGCUGUUCUAUGCCCCUCGAAGUGAGCCAGGCGAUGUCAACAGGCUGGCGUGGUAUGGCACGAGGCAGAUCACCACAAGCGGGACAGUGACCUGCAGGAGUGCGAGAUGGCCAUCGGCAUACGCAAAGUUGACACGGGCAUGCCUCGACGCUCUACGAGCAAAGGCUGCAAAGGAAUCGGAUUCAGAGCGCACAUUGCUGGGCAUCCUGGCCUUCUCGGCCGGACAGUCAACAUUCGACGUACAAUCUGCCACUGAGUACUAUGAAGUGCUCACGUCGGUCGGAGGACUACCCGCGGAGCCUCUACAGGCAGCCUUGUUGGCGCCUCUGCAAUCGACAGCCGCAUACACCGGUCUCGUCGUCCUUUUGGAGCACCCGCAGAGUACGGAGAUGCUGGAACUGCUAUCGACUGCCGUAGACGUUGGCGCCCUUUCCGAGGCUGUCGCCGCAGCGGCCCGAUCACGCGAUACAACAACUCGGGCUCGGCUAUGGCUUUUGGGCAAUGUCAUCUAUCUUGCGAAGCAUUCCAGGAGCAUAUCCUUUACAUCCGCCGUUGCUCGAUUGCUCGGCAGUCUGGCUGAUGAAAUCGAUUUCGAGAGUCAUCCCAUUAAUCUGGACAAUCAGGCAUUUGAUGAACUGUUGACAACAACAGGUGCUGUGCGGUUGAAUACCUAUUUGCACUCCCAGGUGGCCUCUCUGCUAGAUCAGAAUGCAAUUCGAAAUCUUCUUGUCGGCAAGGAAAACAGUGCUAGUGACGCGCAAACGCUCGCGGGAUACGCACUCACACUUCUGCGUUGUUUCCCACGCCAAGGAGACAACAUUCGGAUGUGGCUCCAUCUGGGUCCAACAAAUGUGGACAGCGUGUCGCCCACGAGGUAUCUGUGGGACGCUGCGAAACAGCGUCGAGUAUUUGAUCAAAUUCGCUCGAACUCUAGAGGAGUAGUUUCGCUGUUGAAGAAUAAGACACCUUCAGCAAGCGAAAAAGACGAUUGGACUGUCGCUCUAGUCUUUUUGGAAAUGUUCUCUUUCGACCUGAAAAUCAUGGACGACGAAGAGUUCAUGGGUAACAGUCCUGUGAGCAAACGCAACAGCGCCGUGCCGACAGACGAUGUCGCUCAUCUGGUGACAUUCUGCAAGAACCUGGGAUUCAGUUUAUACUACGAUGCCGCCGAGCUGAACGAGACCAAGGCUGCACCUGCGCCUGCCCUGUUCUCCUCUCGUUUCAAGUCUGCCGAACUACCAGUGCUCGAGGACACGAAGCCUCUGACAGUUGCUGGGCUGCCUGGCUUGACAUUCGAUUAUCUCAAAGGUCUCGUCACAGCUCUGCUGCGUGCCAUCUACGAAAGAGACUCUCGUCGCAAAUUUCUGCCAAAAGAUCACUGGCUCAUGACAGAUCGCUUCGACAUGACGCAUUUCAUCGGCGGGGUGGUUGAAGAGGAAGAGCGUCGUCAUUUGGUACAGGACCAAGACGAUGAAGAUAAGGACGACGACUCCGACGACGAUUUGGACCAACCCAUAAUUGGACUAUCGAAUCGCGCCAGUGUUAUCCGUGCACAAGAAAGACGGCAGCGACAGCAGCGGAAGGCAAGCAGACAACGCUACCUACAAUCAGUGGCUCCAAAGCUCGAGAUUCUCCAAAACAUGCCAUUCAUCAUUCCGUUCCACACACGAGUCGAGACGUUCCGGCAAUUUGUCCAUCUCGAUCAAGAAAAGCGCCGUCACGGUGUGGUUGAUCCCGACCUGUGGCGUCAUAAUAUGAUGUUCCAGCCGCAUGCCAACGGUCGAUCACCCCAGGACAUGCUAGCCAGACAUCAUGCGAAGAUCAAGCGCACACAAGAAUUUGAGGACGCCUUUGAGCAAUUCUACGAACUCGGUCCAGACCUCAAAGAGCCUAUCCAGAUCACUUUUGUCGAUCAAUGGGACAUGCCCGAGGCUGGUAUCGACGGAGGUGGCGUGACCAAGGAGUUCCUCACGAGUGUAAUCAAUCAAGCCUUUGACCAGAAAGAGGACAAUGAGCAGACCAAGUACUUCGUGGAGAAUGAAGAGCACCUCCUGUAUCCAAAUCCUACAGCGUUCGAAGAACUCAAGCUCAUCUUGAAGAGUUACGGAUACGACGAGAACACGCAGCAGACAAGAGAGGUACUCAGAGAGUAUUUCAAAAAGUACGAGUUUCUUGGGCGCAUUAUUGGCAAGUGCCUCUACGAAGGCAUUCUGGUCGAUGUGAGCUUUGCCGGAUUCUUUCUCAAGAAGUGGGCUCUUACUGGUGGCGCCGGUAGUUCCGCGAGUGACAACCACUAUCGACCUAACAUUAAUGACCUUCGCGAGCUUGAUGAAGGGUUGUACAGAGGUCUGCUACAAGUAAAGAACGCAGAAAAUGUUGAGGAACUCGGCAUGACAUUCUCGGUGAACGAUGCUAUCACAAUUAACACGGACGGAGUGCAGGAGACGAAGAUUGUCGAGGUCGAUCUGGUGCCAGAUGGCUCAAAUACUCCUGUCACGAACCAGAAUCGAUUGGCAUACAUCAAUGCCAUUGCUUCGUAUCGACUGAAAGGACAAGCACAGCGACAAACUCGAGCCUUCUUGCGCGGGCUAAGCGAUAUAAUCCAACCCAGCUGGCUAUCCAUGUUCAACCAAUCCGAGCUACAAACCCUCAUCGGCGGCUCCGGAGCGGGCAUCGACAUCAACGACCUUCGACGGAACACGCUAUAUGGUGGCACGUACGUGAUUGGUAACGAUGGUCUCGAGCACCCCAGCAUCCAGAUGUUCUGGAAAGUCUUCUCUAGCCUCCCUGACGAAGAUCGGCGAAAAGUGCUGAAAUUCGUUACGUCCACGCCACGGGGACCACUGCUUGGAUUCUCGCAUCUUAAUCCCAAGUUCAGUAUUCGAGACAGUGGGAGCGAUGAGAACAGAUUUCCGACGACGAGUACGUGUGUUAAUUUGUUGAAAUUGCCCAUGUAUAAAAGUGAGAAGGUUUUGAGGGAGAAGUUGCUGGCUGCUGUGAAUAGUGGGGCUGGGUUUGAUUUGUCGUGAGGUGGAUGGAUUAUUGAUUUGGCAUUGGGACUUGGGUUUUGGGGUUCUUUUUUAGCGAUGGCGCUUAGUAGAGGAGAGGAAAUGAUAGAUAGAUUCUUACGAACGAAAGGGGAACUUUGCAUAUGCGGAGUGAGAAUAAUGCAGUGCAGAGGAUGAAUGAAAGAAUUAAGGAUUUUUAAGUCUUGUGAAUGAAUAACAACGACAGAAGACGAGCUGCGUCAAGCACGCGCGGCGGCUUUGGAGAAGUGCAGAAACUGCAUUACUACUGUCCCUAGUUUCUAUAGAAUCGUCAAAACGAUAGCAGCUGCCUUUAGAAGUCCCAAAGCAUAGCUUGAGCAGUGUACGACGCAUCUGCAGCCCCCAGAUAAGGCGCAGGCAGGCAUCGAUGUACCAUCGCUCCUCUGCUCUCUUACUUCGCCCCCUCCCGAAGACAGCAUUUCCCCUUCUACUUUUCAAGAAGCCCGCCGACUGCUCACCCUUCGGUUGUCCCACACACUUUCUCCCUCUCCUGGAGCGUUUCCGUCACGAUUAAUCAAACAGGACUCUGAUCGAAGACCUUAGAUAGACUCUAGCGGCAAUCUCCCCUCGUCGUCUUGAAUUUGGAAAAUUAUUCCUGAUUUUCGGAUUCCCAAGGAACCACCGUCCUUCAG
Messenger RNA from Cercospora beticola, 4153 nucleotides. It is a transcript of the gene HUL5, whose product is annotated as ubiquitin-ubiquitin ligase HUL5. Gene Ontology annotation, molecular function: protein binding; ubiquitin protein ligase activity. NCBI's taxonomy places the organism in Eukaryota, Fungi, Ascomycota, Dothideomycetes, Mycosphaerellales, Mycosphaerellaceae. The record is from RefSeq and is a predicted model, not a curated record. Gene Ontology annotation, biological process: ubiquitin-dependent protein catabolic process; protein polyubiquitination.